This is a messenger RNA of Fibroporia radiculosa, 3024 nucleotides long. RefSeq lists its product as uncharacterized. The transcript has 23 exons. Bases 1 to 3024 code for a protein of 1007 amino acids. NCBI's taxonomy places the organism in Eukaryota, Fungi, Basidiomycota, Agaricomycetes, Polyporales, Fibroporiaceae. The record is from RefSeq and is a predicted model, not a curated record.
AUGUUCAAGCACUUGGGAAGCCACCUGCUGCUCGGUCUGUUGGCCUUCAGCCGAAGCGUCCAAGCAAUCGGCCAGGCUACCUGUGUCUCUUUCACGCCGUUAUCUUCUACCUUCUCUAUAGUCAGCAAUGGCCAGGCUGCACCAAUUCUCCUUUCUGCGGAUGACUGGGGAGGCGUUCAACGCGCCGCGUCCGAUUUUGCUAUGGAUAUCCACAAUGUCACUGGCAUAAUGCCUGGCCUAUACAACGUCACUGUUCCGGCCACCAGCGCUAAUCUGAGUACUGCUCUCGGCGGUGGUGCUCGCGCGAUUAUCGUUGGAACGCUUGGACAGUCCUCGCUGAUCAACGAGGUAGUGAAGAACACGGACUUGGAUGUGUCGUCCAUUGAAGGGCAAUGGGAGGCGUUCUUGACGAAGGAGGUGUCCAAUCCCCUUCCCGGGAUCAGUAGUGCGUAUGUUAUGAUCGGCGCCGACAAGAGAGGUACGAUUUAUGCCUUAUACGAUCACUCGGAACAAUUUGGUGUCUCGCCGUGGUAUUGGUGGGCUGAUGUACCUGUUCAGACUCACUCUGACCUCUAUGUUACCUCAUCUGGUUGCGCACACGGCUCGCCUACAAUCCAAUAUCGUGGAAUAUUCUUGAACGAUGAGCAGCCUGCGCUUCAAAACUGGGCGAUGGUGCGAUUCACGAACGGCACCGGUGCAACUCUGACUGAUUCGCCCUUCAACCAUUUCUUCUAUACCAAAUUGUUCGAGCUUAUCCUACGCAUGAAGGGCAACUAUCUGUGGCCAGCAAUGUGGGCUAGUGCGUUUGGAGUCGACGACCUAUUAAACCAGCCAUUAGCAAAUUGGUACGGUAUAGUCAUGGGAACUAGUCAUGAGGAGCCCAUAAUGCGUUCCAUCCCGGUGGAGUGGGAUUUAUUCGGUGUUGGUCCAUGGGACUACAGCACAAACGCUCAGAAUAUCUACAACUUCUGGGUUGUUGGUGCCGAGAGAGCCAAGCCGUACGAGAACGUAUUUACUGUUGGCAUGCGAGGAGACGGUGAUGAACCCCUGGCGGGAGGGCAGGAUAUUUCUUUAUUAGAGGAGAUCAUCUCCAACCAGCGUACCAUCUUGAGCGAUACAUUCCCCGGCCAAAAUGUUACUACUAUACCCCAGAUGUGGUGUCUAUACAAGGAGGUGCUAGGCUACUAUGAAGAUGGCAUGACUGUACCUGAAGACAUCGCGCUGCUAUGGACCGACGAUAACUACGGUAAUAUGGAGCGUCUCCCCACAGUUGCUGAGCGAAACAGGACUGGAGGAGCUGGAGUAUAUUACCAUUAUGAUUAUGUUGGAGACCCAAUGGACUACAAGUGGAUUGUCAGCAGCCAGCUGACCAAGACGUACGAACAAAUGUCGCUCGCAACAGCCCGGAAUGCUACCCGGAUCUGGAUUGUCAACGUUGGCGACUUGAAGCCGUAUGAAAUGGAGACCGAAUUCUUCCUCACAUACGGCUGGGAUACUUCAGUGUGGGACAUGAACAACCUCAAUACAUUCGUCGAGCUAUGGGCUCAGCGCGAAUUCGCCCUCUCUUCUGAGGAUGCGACGACAGUGGCGGGCAUCAUAGCCAAUGUCACUCGCUUCAACGCUAAUAGGAAGCCUGAAAUGUUAAAUGCUACAACAUUCAGCCUGUGGAGCUACCGAGAGGCCGAGAAUCAGAUGGCAAUGUGGCAGGCAACGAACGAGUCUGCAACGACUAUUCGCGACAAGUUGACUGCGAGCAUGCAGCCCGCGUACUUCGAGCUUGUUUAUCACCCAGUCCAGGCCAGCUAUACGCUUGCGAACAUGUGGUACGCAGCCGGGAUGAAUAAUUUGCGCACGUCGCAAGCUUUUAUUAGUGCAAAUGACUACGCCGCUGAGGUCGAGGCUCUUUUCGAACAGGAUUGGGCUCUCGAGGUCGAAUACGAUAGUCAGCUGGAUAGCAAAUGGAUCCAUAUGAUGAGUCAAACACAUGUCAUGUACUACUACUGGCAGCAACCACAGGCAAAUACCAUGCCAUUCGUCUCAAAAUACCAGGCACAGAAGCAAGCAUUAGCUGGAGCCAUGCGAAUUGCACCUGAAGGCACCCAAGCAGCCUGGCCGGGCGACAACCAGUACCAAUGUGCUCAAGGAUACAGCUGCCCUAACCCAACAUUGUUCUUGGACCCGUAUGUGCCCGCAGGGAAUCGAUACGUUGAUAUCGGAGCUGGUGGACCCGCUCCAUUCAACUUUACCGUUUCCAGUAAUGUGUCGUGGUUGACGCUCUCGUUCACGAAUGCGUCGAUCUCGUCUAGCGUCCCAGAACAACGAUUGUAUGCAUCUGUUGAUUGGAGCCAAGUCAUGGAGACCGACUACGGAUUGAUUACCCUCAACGCAAGUGUCUUCGACCAACCGGCCGAGUCGUUCACCAUUGGGUUUGUCGCAAACUACACUGAGGUGCCUGAGAACUAUACAGGUUUCGUUGAAGGCGAUGGAGGGGUAUCAAUAGAAGCCGCCCAUGCAGCUAGAAAUACUUCCGUGGCUGGUAUCACCUGGACUAACCUGCCAGGAUACGGUCGUACACUCUCUGGUGUGACGCCCUGGCCUCGAGGUGGUGAUGAGUUGAACUUCACUGUCGGAGCCGGACCUAGCAUUGAAUAUGAUUUCUACACCUUCCACACGUUCAAUGACAGCGGCAACGUCACGGUCACCACAUACGUGUCUCCCAAUUUCAACACCCUUGGUCCCGAUCAGCCCGUUGGACUCGGUUUCCAGAUGGACUCUGACGAGCCACAAGUUAGUUACUUCGUUCCGAAUGUGACUCCAGGGACCCUGCCUGCUCAGUGGGACGGUAUGGACGGGUGGGCUGCAACGAAUAUCAUUCCGAUUACCCUAAGUUUCUAUGCUGAGCCGGGUGCCCAUACAUUCACUCUUUGGAUGGUCGAGCCCACGGUCGUGGUGCAGAAAAUAGUGAUAGAUACUGGAGGAGUACAGCCGAGUUACCUUGGUCCUCCGGAGAGUAUUCUUGUCUAA